This is a messenger RNA of Anguilla anguilla (European eel), 482 nucleotides long. RefSeq names its product NADH:ubiquinone oxidoreductase subunit C1 (gene ndufc1). The transcript is spliced from 4 exons. Lineage: Eukaryota; Metazoa; Chordata; Actinopteri; Anguilliformes; Anguillidae. The record is from RefSeq and is a predicted model, not a curated record. Gene Ontology annotation, cellular component: mitochondrion. Bases 112 to 321 code for a protein of 69 amino acids.
UUCUGCGAUCUUAACCAAUCCUUGUGCGCAGCAGCCCGACUAAUCGAGUGCUGAUUGUUGCAGAGUGGGACCAGGGGAUAGAGCAAAUAUCCACUCUGAAGACUUGAAAUUAUGCCUCUAGCCCGUGCAUUGUUGAAGGCGACAGCAGCCAACAAGACGGCUGCCCGUUCAGCUUACACUGCUGCAAAGCCUGACUACACCAACCCCAACUGGUUGCGCGUGGGUCUGGCAUUCGGGAGUUCCGUUGCUCUGUGGGGACUGCUUUUCAAGCAGCACAGCGAAGACGUACAGGAAUAUAAAAAGAGGAAUGGACUUGAGUGAUUCUGGCAAGACAAAGAAGUCCCUGGUGUCGAGGUGAAAGUGUGGCAGGGGCCUGUUUUCCUGUGAAUGCCUGAUUUGUUUUCUGUUGUAUAUUUGCUGGCUAUUUGUGGUCAGGGCAUCUGUUCCAUGUUAUGUAUUAAAUAAAUUCUCUACAGACAUUC